Molecule: messenger RNA, 3640 nt
Organism: Diprion similis
Lineage: Eukaryota; Metazoa; Arthropoda; Insecta; Hymenoptera; Diprionidae
Gene: NfI
Product: nuclear factor 1 C-type-like
Exons: 13
Coding region: 773-2836 (687 amino acids)
Biological process (GO): regulation of transcription by RNA polymerase II
Cellular component (GO): nucleus
Molecular function (GO): RNA polymerase II cis-regulatory region sequence-specific DNA binding; DNA-binding transcription factor activity, RNA polymerase II-specific
Source: RefSeq, a predicted model, not a curated record
UUUUUUUUACCUGUUGCCAUUCCGGCCUUACGUCACUUAUCAGUGCGUAUUCUUGUAGAAAAAAAAAUAUAUAAUACUGUAACAAUCGAUGAAUAAUUAUUAUAAUAGUGCUAGUAAUAAUAAUAAUAAUGAUUAAAUAAUAAUAAUAAUAAUAACAACAGUAAUAGCAGUAACGAUAAUAAGUACGAGAGCGGCAGCGUGACCAGUGCGACGCCGAAUAUCAAAAACGAGAACAAGAGGAGCAGGAGCAAGAAGAAUCCCAGACUGACCGACGAUAGUGCAGGGAAGAUAGAGCAGAGUAUAAUCGAAAGGUUUUACCUUUCCAAGUCGAUCUACAGGGAUUACCUGCACGAGAUAUUUUCCUCGAACCGCCGAAGAGGAGAUCACCGAAGAGUCAACAAAUUAUUUGUACUUAUUACAAAACGACGGUUAAUUGUGGUGUCGGUGGUGUUUGUUCUCGUUGAUAUCUCCGCAGAGGUUGACGCUCUAUCUUCGAGUUCUGUGCGGCGGGAAAUAAUAAUAUUAGUAGUAGGAUAUUUUUUUACUAUUUUCUUCCUUAGUACAUUUUAAUACGGUUUUUUGACCAACCGCCAAUAUUUACGAGUGCCUAGAUAACCGUUGUGGCGGUAAUAACAGAAACAUCUUCAGUGAUAAUAACUCAUUACCGCCAACAAUUUUACCGAAUAAUCAACAUCAUUGUAAUUAUCGUCAAAACUAUUACCCCGAAACGCAACAUCAACAAUCCGGAUUGACAUCGUCUACACAUCUCCUCAUGUUCAUCCCGGAUACUCUAAGGAGCUGUAUGGUGGAACCGGAUGUGUCGACAUAUCUUCAGGCUCCUUCCGUAGGACAGGAUGAGUUCCAUCCGUUUAUAGAAGCUCUGCUACCGUUCGUCAAGUCUUUCUCGUAUACGUGGUUCAAUCUACAGGCAGCCAAGCGGAGAUACUACAAGAAACACGAGAAGCGAAUGAGCCUCGAAGAGGAAAGACAGUGCAAGGAAGAACUGCAGAAUGAAAAAUUAGAAGUAAAACAGAAAUGGGCCUCGAGAUUGUUGGGAAAAUUAAGAAAGGACAUAACGCAGGAAUACCGAGAGGAUUUUGUUCUUAGUAUAACCGGAAAGCGGCCAGCCAUGUGCGUCCUCAGCAACCCUGAUCAAAAGGGCAAAAUGCGUCGGAUCGACUGCCUCCGCCAGGCGGACAAGGUCUGGCGGUUGGAUUUGGUAAUGGUGAUACUAUUCAAGGCGAUUCCCCUCGAGUCGACGGAUGGCGAGAGAUUAGAGAAGACAGCGGAAUGCGCCCAGCCCGGCCUAUGCGUUAAUCCUUAUCACAUCAAUGUCUCCGUCCGAGAGUUAGACCUUUACUUGGCUAACUUCAUCACCAGCCACGAGGUUCUCAAUGGAAUCUGCAACAGUAGCAAAGACGAAGAAAGGAGACGAAAAGGUGGUUAUCACGAACUCUACAACGGUGUCGUCUGCAACGACACGAUCCUGGCAACGGGUGUCUUCAGUUCCAAAGAGCUAUGGAUGCUCUCGAAAGCUUCCAUACUACAUGACCUCAGCGACAUGCAGCCCCAAAUAAACGCGAUCAAAAUAGAGCACCCGCCGUACUACUGCAGCAGCUACACACCGCCGUCAGCCGCUUCUGCGGACCAUGCACAACCUGCGGCUAGCUUCAGCCCCCCGCCUGUGCAUCAGCUGAUAAGAAAUGACAACAAGACUGAAAAAGCACCGACGGUAUCUGUCUCGAGUGCUUCGAACUUCUCGCCCGUCUUGCGGCCGGAGGAUGCUCACCGAGGCGUUGACUCUCCGCACUCUCAGACCGGGUUACAUUCUCCUCACGAAGCAUUAGCUGGUGGUUCGGGACAGAGCAUGUCGGGUCUGGCUUAUUAUCAACCUGAGCACCCUGGAACAGCAGCGGCAGCCAAAUACCCAGAAAAUGGUCACGACACUCUCUCAGAUUUUGUCACGUUUGUUUGUCAAGAGGCUGAAAAUACCCAGCAGCUACCUCAGACGCAGCUCGCUGGAACCCGUGGUGGCAUACAAAAGUUUUCACAGUAUUACCCAAGCUCGAUGUUACCGCCCCCGCCGCCUGCCCCCAUGGCGCGACCAGUUGCCAUCAUAAGGUCGACGGGGGAGCUGACGGUGGCGACGGCCGGAUCUCCGCCGACGUCGUCGACCUCGCCGAACGAUCCGGGGGACCUCGGGGCCAGUCCGGAGCAGAUGGCGGCCGCCGGUCUGGUCAGCUCCUCGUGCCAAGGCUCCAUCGACCCCGGCGGCAGGAAAAGCCCGGCGAGGAUCCUCGUCGCCGCCCCUCACACGAGUCGGGAGUACACCUUCGCCCAUUUUCACUCUCAGCCCGGUCAGCAAAUAUUCACCUACCCUACCAUCAGCUCGAUGUCUGGUGUCAUUUCGCCGACGAAUUUGUCCCUCUUUUCCUCGCCCGCUUCCGUCAGUCGACCUGUCGCCACGCAAAGAUCCGUUUCCAACGUACCGCCCCGUUGGAGCGCUGCACCCUUCAUCAACUUGGAAGACGACUACAACAUGAUGGCCCCUAUUAUCGCUGGCACGGCGAGCGAACCUCCCUCGGCGAUGGACGAGGACCGGUACUUUCAUUCGGUGCACACGAACAGUGGGAUGGAUAAAAGCGGUAAUGGCGGAAUGAUGGGAACCGAGCUUGGAGUGGGAAAUGAUCCUUCGAGUCACCAUCAUCACCAGCAGCAACAGCAACAGCAACAGCAACAGCAACAGCAACAGCAACAGCAGCAGCAACAGCAGCAACAACAACAGCAGCAACAAGUGAUGCAGGAUAAGUCUUGUCGGCCGAAGUCUUCCCCGUGACACCGGGGGAUUUCCCAUCUUCUUCAUUUCACCGCACGCUCAUCUCCGCUUGUCUGCAGCAAAAGCAGAUUUCCAUUCAUUGUCAUUUACAUAUUGAUCGUUGCUGAUCACCGACACCUGUACCAUCAUCAUUUUCCGUCGUACGGAAAGUGCCUUUUCAUCGUCACACACGCUAUUUUGAUAUCAACAGUUCUCCCUCAGUCGUCUGCAUCAUGAUAUGCCCACGUUUGCCUUUGAUAAAUAUACGAGGAGAGCAUAUCGACGGCCGCGUGGAAAAACCUGCUUUCUCGGGUUUCGAUUGAAGAACUGGCUACUUCGGGUGUUCAUGCGAAGAAUACCUUACUCAAUCCACCGAUUCAAAUCUCCAUUCGUAAAGUUUUCUUCUUAAUGACAACAUUUCCCUACAUCACCUCUGUAUGUAGAAAUGUAAUAAUAUAAUAUCCCCAAAACGGAGCUUCCAUGAAUUUCGGAACGCAGAAACGAGUUUCGUGUUGAGUCUGACAAUGCUACCAACUGACUUUGAGGUGGAAAAAUGUCACUAGCGAGCUAGUCAGUUUUUCAAGCGGAAUCUGAAAUAAGCGAUUCUUCAUGCGAAACGCAAGAUGGCCGCUUUUUCCACGCAGCCAUCGAUAUAUUAUAGUUUUGUCACCACUGCGAUAUUAUAUAGAAUGUCUAAAUUAUUGUUAAUCCGUAUUCGCGGUUUAAUUUGAAGAAAAAAAGAAUAAUAAUAAUAAUAAUAAUAAUAAACAAUAAGAGUAAUAAUAAUUUUAAAAAAACGUCGCUCUCCACGCCGGACUGAAACCU